AUGCAGAGGGUUUCGGUGGGCGGCGCGCACGCAGGAAUCGUCCAGCUGCGCGCCGUUUUCGAGGACGACGUCGCAGUGCACCUCGUGAUGGAGCUCUGCGAAGGCGGCGAGCUGUUCGACGAAGUUGUGCGACGCGGGCGAUUCCACGAGCGCGACGCCGCGAGCGUUUUCGCGCAGAUCGCAGCAGCCGUCGCACACUGCCAUGCUCGCGGUGUCCUCCAUCGCGACCUGAAACCCGAAAACAUCCUGCUCGUGCGGGACCCAUCUGUACCGCUCUGCGCCGCACCACUGAUCACAAAAGUCGCAGACUUCGGCCUCGGCGUCGCGCUUGAGGCAGGCGAACGCACGAAAGGAGUCGCAGGGUCGCCGUUUUACAUCGCACCCGAAGUCCUCACAGGCGAUUACUCCCUCGGAGCCGACGUCUGGUCGCUCGGUGUCAUUCUCUACAUUCUCCUCAGCGGCGUGCCGCCUUUCUGGGGCGCGACGGAUAAGGACGUAUUUGUCGAGGUGCUUCGCGGCGUGGUUGAUAUGAGCGGGGCGGAGUGGGAAGGAGUGUCGGAAGAGGCGAAGCAUCUCGUGCGGUGCCUGCUUCAAAAGGACGCUGCGAGAAGGCCGUCAGCUGCGGCUAUCCUUUCCCACCCUUGGAUCCUGCGCGCGUGCCGCGCCAGCAGCGCGGGUGCUCGCCAGCUGGCCCCUGUUACGACAUCAGAAGCAGCGGACACGAUUAUGGCGUAA
This is a messenger RNA of Closterium sp. Yama58-4, 735 nucleotides long. The record is from the annotation of a GenBank genome assembly. Lineage: Eukaryota; Viridiplantae; Streptophyta; Zygnematophyceae; Desmidiales; Closteriaceae.